CUUAACUAACUCCCACUCGCACGUGCAAGCACGUGACUUUCCGUUUCGGCUUUCUCAUUACACAACACUGCAUCACGAUCUGUGCAGUGCAGCGCCACAUUGUCGGUGACGACGAUUCCGUCACAAGCUAUUUAUAGCGGUUUUCGAAGCUUCUCGUUCGUGGCUUUCCCGAAGCUGGAUCCGAAGCUGAGGCAUGGAGUCGAUCCUGGGAAGAGCUCUUGAGUACACUCUCAAGUACUGGCUCAAAUCAUUCUCCAGAGACCAGUUCAAGUUGCAGGGUCGCACCGUUCAGCUCUCCAAUCUAGAUUUGAACGGGGAUGCACUGCAUUCCAGCGUUGGAUUUCCGCCCGCGCUCAAUGUCACCACCGCCAAAGUUGCCAAAUUGGAGAUCACGCUGCCGUCCAUGAGCAAUGUACAGAUAGAGCCAAUCAUUGUGCAAAUUGAUAGGCUCAAUUUGGUUCUUGAGGAGAAUUCUGAUUUUGAGCCAUCUGAAUCUCCAACCAGUAGCACCCCAUCAAGUGCCUCUGGAAAGGGUAGCGGCUAUGGUUUUGCUGAUAAGAUUGCAGAUGGAAUGACUAUACAGAUUCAUACUGUUAAUCUAUUACUUGAAACUGGUGGAAGUGCUCGUUGCCAAGGGGGAGCAACAUGGACACCACCUAUGGCAUCUAUCACGAUACACAACCUUUUACUGUAUACCACAAAUGAAAGCUGGGAGGUUGUAAAUCUUAAAGAGGCACGGGAAUUCUCCACUAAUAAGAAGUAUAUAUACGUCUUCAAGAAACUAGAAUGGGAAUCUUUGUCUAUUGAUCUUUUGCCUCACCCUGACAUGUUCACGGAUGCUACUUUAGGCCGUUCUCAAGAGGGAGCCAACCUGAGAGAUGAGGAUGGUGCAAAGCGAGUACUGUUUGGAGGCGAGCGUUUUAUAGAAGGAAUAUCAGGAGAAGCAUAUAUCACGGUUCAGAGAACUGAAUUGAACAGUCCACUUGGGCUUGAAGUUCAGUUACAUGUCACAGAAGCUGUUUGCCCUGCAUUAAGUGAACCUGGGUUGCGUGCGCUUCUCCGCUUUAUAACAGGAUUAUAUGUCUGUCUAAACAGGGGAAAUGUAGAUUUCAAGGCUCAGCAGCGAUCAACUGAAGCUGCUGGUCGUUCUCUUGUCUCAAUUGUUGUGGACCAUAUAUUUCUUUGCAUUAAAGAUUCUGAGUUCCAGCUUGAGCUUUUAAUGCAGUCCCUCUAUUUUUCACGGGCCAGUCUUUCUGAAGGAGAUAGUGACAGUAUCCUGACCAAAAUUACGAUUACAGGGCUGUUUUUAAGGGACACCUUUUCAUUUCCUCCAUGUACCUUAGUGCAGCCAUCGAUGCAAUCUGUCACAGGAGAUGCUUUUGAAGUGCCAGCAUUCGCUCGAAGCUUUUGCCCUCCAAUAUAUCCUCUAGGGGAACAGCCAUGGAAAUCAACUCUGGGAACUCCUCUAAUAUGCCUCCAUUCCGUUCAGAUUGCUCCUUCUCCAGUUCCACCAUCCUUUGCCUCUCAAACAGUUAUUGGUUGUCAACCUCUUAUGAUUCACCUCCAGGAAGAAUCCUGCCUGACAAUUUCAUCAUUCUUAGCUGAUGGUAUUGUUGUCAAUCCGGGUGACAUUUUACCAGAUUUCUCAGUAAAAUCUUUUAUUUUCACUCUCAAGGCGUUGGAUCUUACAGUUCCUCUGGGUAAGACCCAAAUGGAUAUUUCGGAAACCAAUAUGGACAAUUCAGUCAACACCUCCUUUGCUGGAGGAAGGCUUCAUAUUGAAAAUGUUUUCUUUUUAGAUUCACCCUCAAUGAAACGGAGUAUAUUGAACCUCGAGAAGGAUCCUGCUUGCUUUUGUCUUUGGGAGGAUCAACCAAUUGAUGCUAGUCAAAAGAAGUGGACUGCCGGGGCAUCCCAGCUUACUUUAUCUCUGGAAGCAAGUACUGGCAAGCUUGGACAUCAGAAUUCUCUUGGAUGGACUUCUGGAUUGUGGAGAUGUGUUGACCUGAAAGAUGCUCGCAUAGAAGUAGCUAUGGUAACUGCUGAUGGAAGUCCAUUGUUAAAGGUUCCUCCUCCAGGGGGUAUUGUAAGGGUUGGCAUUGCUUGUAAACAGUAUCUAUCCAACACUUCAGUUGAACAGUUAUUUUUUGUCCUUGAUCUCUAUGCUUAUUUUGGGAGAGUUAGUGAGAAAAUAGCGGUAGCUGGAAAAAAGAAACAAUUGAAGGAUGUCAAGAACAAAUCUUUUAGUGGAAAGCUGACGGACAAGAUUCCCAGUGACGCUGCUGUAAGUUUGGCAGUAAACAAUCUCCAACUUCAUUUUCGUGAGUCAUCUUCUAUGAUUGCCGAGGGAAUACCCCUAUUACAAUUUGUCGGAGAUGAUUUGUCUGUUAGUGCCACUCAUAGAACCCUCGGUGGUGCUGUUGUUGUUUCAUCCACUUUAAAUUGGGAGAGUGUUGAGAUAAAUUGUAUGGAUUCUCAGGAUAACUUGACAUGCGAAAAGGACUUGCAUAUUAGUACAGGAGAAGUUCCUUCAAUAAGUGAUCAUGGAUACCCUCAACUGAGACCUGUUUUCUGGGUGCAUAACAGCAAAAAACAACUACUUAAUGGAAAUGCUCAUUCAUCCCCGUUUCUGGACAUAAAUAUGGUGCAUGUCAUACCAUUUUGUAUGGUAGACAUGGAGUCACAUACUUUGAAUGUCUCAGCUUCUGUAUCUGGUGUUCGUCUUGGUGGGGGAAUGAACUACUCUGAGGCCCUUCUGCAUCGAUUUGGAAUACUUGGACCUGAUGGUGGUCCAGGGAAGGGUCUAUCUAAAGGGUUGGAGAACUUACAGACUGGGCCAGUGGCAAAACUUUUUAAGACAACACCUCUGACUAUUGAUAAUCCAGAAAAUGUUGAAAGUACGAGAGAAGGGAAUGAUACUGGUUUCGCACACUUGAAGAAGCCAGAUAUUGUGGAUAUAACUAUAGAAUUGAGAGACUGGUUAUUUGCUCUCGAAGGUGCUCGAGAUAUGGCUGAAAGAUGGUGGUUCUCAAGCCUUGAAAAUGUAAAAAGAGAAGAGAGGUGUUGGCACACAACUUUCAAUUCCUUGCGAGUAAAUGCAAAAUGUUGCCCAGAGACUGUUCCAGACGGAAAAACACAAUCACGUAGAAUACAGCCAUAUCUUGUGGAACUGAUUACGGUUGGAGUUCAAGGGCUGCAGAUCAUGAAGCCCCAAACCCAAAAUAACAUUCCUUCCUCGAUGAUAGCUGCAAAUGGAGUUAAAGAAUUCAAUGACGAAGUUGGGGGUAUUGAUCUUGAAAUAGGAUUUAUAUUAUGCGAGGAUAAUGAAGGUGAUGAAACGGUUAAUUGGAAAGUGGAAAACCUAAAAUUUUCUACAAGGCAACCGAUUGAGCUAGUUGUAACCAAGGAUGAGGUCCAACACCUCACUUUUCUGUGUAAAUCUGAAAUUGAUUCCAUGGGCCGGAUAACAGCUGGAAUUUUACGGCUAUUCAACCUAGAAGGUUCUGUUGGCCAGUCUGUAAUUGAUCAGCUUGCCAACCUAGGAAGUGAAGGAAUUGAGAAGAUUUUUUCUCCAGAGAAGCUCAGCUUAGAUGGUAGUGUUUGUAGCGAAGGACUCUCUCCACACAAAUCUAUGGAACCCACAUUUACUUUGCUUGAGGAAGCAGUUGCAGAUUCACAGGCUAAGAUUAAUGCUCUGGUCACUGAUAUUGGUACUUCCGAGUCUUCGUUUGAGCACCUUACUGUCGUCAAACAGCUCAGUCAAAAGAUUAAGUUGAUGCAGGAUUUAGUGGUGCAAUUGCAGAGCCAACUUUAAAGCCUCUGCGUCAUUUUUAUGUGUAGUUAGAAAUACUAACUUUCGAUUAGGUAGGUCAGAAUUCUUUUGUACAUACCAUACAAGUACAUAGGUUGAGUUUUGUAAAAAAUAAGCCCAAAUGAGGCUUCCACCAUUUAUGUAUUAGUAAAUUUUGUACCGUUAACGCAUCAUGGAAUGAGAGAAAGGA
Messenger RNA from Cajanus cajan (pigeon pea), 4001 nucleotides. RefSeq lists its product as uncharacterized. The record is from RefSeq and is a predicted model, not a curated record. Lineage: Eukaryota; Viridiplantae; Streptophyta; Magnoliopsida; Fabales; Fabaceae.